AUGGCGCUCUCUCUGCCUCCCGAAAUUCUCGACCAGAUUUUCUCUUAUCUGACAUCCGAGUGGCAGGAAGAGUCCCAGGCUUUAGCUGGAUUAUUUAACGUACAGCAAUUCAACUGGCAUGUCUACGCGAGCGUCUGCAAACAAUGGCAAGCUUUUGUUGAGAGAAAAAAUUUCACGGACAUACACCUCACCCCUGCUCGGCUCCCGGAGUUUUGCCGAAUAUUCGGUCUUUCCAGCCACGAGCCCUCGAGCUUGUCCAAAUAUCGACGCCGCCUACUCAAGAGUCUUACUUUUAAGGUGGUUCUUCCAGAGUAUGAUGUGGAGACCCGUGCGCGAGUUGAGAACAAAACAGAUCGCAACCAAAAUAGCCAGAUCUUCACGGAUGGGGUGAAGGCUCUCUGGGAAGUUCUAAGCACAUGGCCCGAGAGCAGUCAGCGUCCGCUUUCCUUGCGUUUAUGUGCUCAAUCCCCUAGCGAUCAUCUAGCACGUCAUGAUAGCGAUGCAAUGCUCACUCGAUUUCAAGAAAGAUUUGAGACUGGGGACAUCCUUGGCGACAGAUAUGAAAAUUCCUUCCUGGAGCUGAAGGAGGACCUGGAGCGACCGAUCAAAAUCAUCGAUGAAUUUAUUAUCGAAACAAUCAUCUAUCGGCAGAUCACCCCAGUUGCUGCACUCCAUAUCAUAUCUCGCCUGCCUCGGCUGAAAACCGUCAACCUUCAGAUCAACGAUCCUGAAUUGAAUGGUGACAAGGAAGAGAAAUUCCGAGAUCGUCUACGUCAAGAGUUUUCUCGGAGCAUUUCCGAUCUGCCUCAGUCUGUGGACACUUUCAGGCUAGACUACGCUGCAACUCCCCUCUACGAGAAACGCCCCGCGUUACAGAGAUCUCUUCCUGGAUGUGACAGUCUUAGUUUGGCUCUACACAAUAUGAGCCAGCAGUUGGUUUACAUUGAAUUGCUGAAUAUCAUGAUUAGUCCAGAGCUUUUCUGGUCACCUGGCAAUACAACACAGUGGCCUAAGCUGCAAACUUUCCACUUGUCGUUCGCAAGUGCUACUUGUUCGGGAGAAUGGCUGCUCGAAAAAGACCCAAGAUGGCGAACCCAAAUGGUCAAUCCUUUUACUGGUGAAAUCGAGCCAGAUGACGUUCCUCCCCCCGAUUACAUGCUCCCUGAUGUGUUCCGUAUCAAGCCUACCGAGGCCAUUAAUACAUUGUACGUUGCUGCUGGGCAGGCUGCCCAAAAUAUGCCUCAACUUAAGUCCAUGAAAAUCGUCUCUCUUGCUUUUACAGUGGAGGAGAACGGGCUGGAAUACCUCUUCGACGAAAUGGCCGAGCACUGGCUUAACUAUCAACGGUCCGAAGGCAAAGCCACGUGGAUUAGUACCAGUGAAUUUCACCCGUCGAACGAAGUUCGUGAGACCUGGAACGAGGUCGCAAAGAGCCACGGGCACCGGGAGGCUACCAUUGAGAACCUGGGUUUCCAUGGCAGGGCACCUCAUUGGGAAGAUGACCCUCGUGAUUUUGAUGAAUCCUACAGGGAACAAGAACAGUGCUUUUCAUGGGAUAAUUACCAAGAGGAUGAUCACUAA
This is a messenger RNA of Penicillium atrosanguineum, 1581 nucleotides long. RefSeq lists its product as uncharacterized. The transcript is spliced from 3 exons. The coding region runs from base 1 to 1581 and encodes 526 amino acids. The record is from RefSeq and is a predicted model, not a curated record. NCBI's taxonomy places the organism in Eukaryota, Fungi, Ascomycota, Eurotiomycetes, Eurotiales, Aspergillaceae.